This is a messenger RNA of Penicillium lagena, 882 nucleotides long. RefSeq names its product RTA1 domain-containing protein. Gene Ontology annotation, cellular component: plasma membrane; fungal-type vacuole. The transcript has 3 exons. NCBI's taxonomy places the organism in Eukaryota, Fungi, Ascomycota, Eurotiomycetes, Eurotiales, Aspergillaceae. The coding region runs from base 1 to 882 and encodes 293 amino acids. The record is from RefSeq and is a predicted model, not a curated record.
AUGCCAAGUUACGCGGACUGCUUCCAGGUCAGCCCUGAAUGCCCGGUCGAGGCGACGACCUACGGCUACUACCCGAAUCUGGGUGCCAAUAUCUUCUUCACCGUGUUCUUUGGUCUGGUGGGCGUGUGCCAGGUCGGCCUGGGUCUGUAUUUCCGAACGUGGACAUUCUCGACGGCACUAUGCAUCGGCGCGUUGAUGGAGAUGGCUGGGUACGUGGGCCGGAUCUUGAUGAAUGGGAAUCCAUGGUGGGAGAGCGCGUUUGAGCUGCAGAUUGUGUGUCUGGUGCUGGCACCGACCUUUAUCGCCGCCGGAAUCUAUUUGACGCUGAAGCACAUCAUUCUCCGCUUGGGACCAGAGCACUCGUCGCUCAAGCCGCGGCUGUUCACCUGGAUCUUCAUCGGCUGCGACAUCGGCUCGCUGAUCCUGCAAGCGGCUGGCGGUGGUGUCGCGGCGUCGGCGGGAAAAACAAACCAGAAAAUGCUGCAAGCUGGAGACGAUAUCAUCAUCACGGGUAUUGCCUUUCAGGUCGUCACCAUGUCGGUGUGUGGGUUGCUCGCGCUGCAUUUCUUCUGGAAUGUCUUUCACCGGGGUGAUGGAUUGGCCGGUGAGAAGGAUCUGGAAAACAGCGGCGUGUCGACAUCGCAGAGAAGGCUGCCCUUUAUCAUCGGCGCGAUGAUUUUGGCCUACUUCACUGUGCUGAUCCGGUGCAUCUAUCGUAUACCGGAGAUGGCCGGCGGUUGGGGUAACCCCUUGAUGCAGAGGGAGAACGAGUUCCUCGUCCUGGACGGAAUGAUGAUUGCCAUCGCCACCCUCUCCUUCACCAUCUUCCACCCCGGAUUCUACCUCCCUUCGAUGCGGACGGGAUACAAAAACCGCACUUGA